Messenger RNA from Eublepharis macularius, 4436 nucleotides. RefSeq names its product RAP2A, member of RAS oncogene family (gene RAP2A). Gene Ontology annotation, biological process: Rap protein signal transduction; negative regulation of cell migration. Gene Ontology annotation, cellular component: plasma membrane. The transcript is spliced from 2 exons. Gene Ontology annotation, molecular function: GTPase activity; GTP binding; GDP binding. Bases 177 to 728 code for a protein of 183 amino acids. The record is from RefSeq and is a predicted model, not a curated record. NCBI's taxonomy places the organism in Eukaryota, Metazoa, Chordata, Lepidosauria, Squamata, Eublepharidae.
CCCCGGCGACCGGCAGCACCGCCCAGGGCGCUGCGCGGGGGCGCGGCUCGUCGCUGCCUGCCUGCCUGCCUCCUUCCCUCCCUGCCAUGGCGGCGCUGGCGGCGGCGGCGGCAGGGGGGUGAGCGCCUGAGGAGGCGGCGGCGGGUCGGGCGCGAGGGCGGCGGAGGAGGAGGAGGAUGCGGGAGUACAAGGUGGUGGUGCUGGGCUCGGGCGGGGUGGGCAAGUCGGCGCUCACCGUCCAGUUCGUCACCGGCACCUUCAUCGAGAAGUACGACCCCACCAUCGAGGACUUCUACCGCAAGGAGAUCGAGGUGGACGCCUCGCCCUCCGUCCUGGAGAUCCUCGACACGGCCGGCACCGAGCAGUUCGCCUCCAUGCGGGACCUCUACAUCAAGAACGGGCAGGGCUUCAUCCUGGUCUACAGCCUGGUCAACCAGCAGAGCUUCCAGGACAUCCGCCCCAUGCGCGACCAGAUCAUCCGCGUCAAGAGGUAUGAAAAGGUCCCUGUGAUCUUGGUGGGGAAUAAAGUGGACCUGGAGAGCGAGAGGGAAGUAUCGUCCAGUGAAGGCAGAGCCCUGGCUGAAGAAUGGGGUUGCCCAUUUAUGGAGACUUCUGCUAAAAGUAAAACAAUGGUGGAUGAGCUGUUUGCAGAAAUCGUCCGGCAGAUGAACUAUGCAUCUCAGCCGGAUAAAGAUGAUCCAUGUUGUUCUGCAUGUAAUAUACAAUAGCAUUACGAACGGUUGACUUGGACCUUAAUUUCUUGUAUUUUUUGGUAAAGUAACAGAACGGAUUGCUUCGCUUUGUGAUUUCAGUUGGGUCUCUUGGGAUAAAUCCAAAGCGGAGUAGCAGCGUUAACCCCAAGCAGAACGUGGACAUUGAUGGGUGUGAGUUUCUGCAAGUCAUUUACUUGGAGCACAUCUUCUGCACCCACAACUCUGCAGCCUAGGGAACAGAUUUACAGGGUGAGCACAAACGAUGUUCGUUGGCCUUGUCAAGCAACAGCCGUUACUGCUUUUAAGUUGAGAGGUGUUGAUGGUGGUGAAAAGGAAAGCACCAGCAAAGACCAUUUGCACUCUGCAUAUUCUCUGCUGAUAAAUAAAAUUUAACCAACUUUUAAGUGUCUGCAUAUUGAAUUUCAGGACUUGUCACUCGUGGCCAAGUUUACUCAGUCAAAUAUGCUACGUUCAUCUUUACCUUUGACACAAGUGUUAGUAGGAUUAUUGGCAAAUUGAUGUAAUUCUGGUUAAAAAAAAACUUUUAAUUUGAUUUUUUCCCCUAUUAUCUGAUCAUGCGAAAAGGAAAAUAUUCCAUCAGUACUUGAAAGUAAAUAGAGAAGCUCUGAAAGAGUCGGUGGCUUGUGAAGAGAACAGUGAGACGUCGGAAUGUGUUAAAUAUUCGGCUCUGCUGCUCAGAAACGGUAUGGAUUGCUUCAGAUGCUGUUCGGUCAGGAAACCAAACAAACCCUCUUUUCAUGAAGCAGAAAGCCUGUUCAUCUCUUUCCUGAACCAGGAGGGAAGCAACUGGGAUGGGGGGGAAAAUAUCGCUUAGCCUUAUUAACAAGGAAAAAUUUAGCACAUUAACAAAUACCAUCUUGUAAGGAAAAUGAAGCCAUGUUGUAUCCAGAUGUUCCUUUUUGCAAAAAAAACCUCACCAGGACAGUCCGAGCAUCUUGCAUUUUUAAGUUUCAAGGAUGCUGGUUUAUUUCUUGCCUUUAAGGGCUGCUGUGUCUUUGGUGUGAUACCCUGAUUAACCUUUGAAAGUCAGAUUUGCCAUUUUAUAGCUUUAAUGUUGGCAACUUGGUUAAUUGAAUUAGCUGUGUUGAAGUUACUUUGGCUCGGAAGUUGAAUGCACAGUGUUGUAGUUCCACAGGUGAGGGAGGGGAGAGGUUCCCCCCCCCCGACUUCAAUUGCCUAACAUGCUAGUCAGAUGCUGCCAUACAGUGAUGCUGUUGCCCUGGUAAUUGCCGUGACAACGUGAGUGAAAACAUUGUUUUGAAAUGGUGCUCAGCCUCUGAUCUUAAAUUUCACAGCAGUGAAAUACUUACCAUUUGCAUGACUUAACAGCACCGGUUGUAUCUAUUCUGAUGUCUUACAAUCAAGGAAGUUUCCAAUCAGGAACGUCUAGGGUUGAAAUGCUGGAGAGAUCCCGUUGAGACGGACCUUUGCAGAGACGCUUGGCCUUUAAAUGCAAUACCAUUGAGCCUGUGGUCCAAAUACCACUCUGGAGUUUGGCUUCUCAGUCUUGUGAACUAGCUGUGUAAUUCCUUUGUGUCAAUGAGUGGAGCAGCGUGUGCGUAUCUUGUGUGCCUGUUGUUGGGACUGUAUGUGCGUGUGUGACUUUACAAAUGCUGUAAUGAACUUGAGUUCUGAGGCGUUGGCCUCCAUCAGCAGAAAUACACCUUGCAAUCUGAAACGUGUCUAAAGAGAGAAACGGCAUUCAGAAAUGUGCGUUUGAACUUAGACAACACUUGGCCACUUUAUUUCUUAGAACAGAACCGCGUUUAAUUUAAUUCACGAUUUAAAGAUGAUGGAUGCGGAAAGGCCCCUGUUGCCUUAGUCCCUGCAUGUUUUUCCAUAACCAAGGAAGCAAAGAAUGGAAUGCGAAACAUGAUGUCCUGCUCUGGAAAUGUAGCUCCUUCCCAGUCAGCCUGCACAGCCUUUGCAGUUGUGGCGCCUACUAUUGACAACCUGCAUGUAUCAAGGGGGAAAAUUGUCACGAGUUCAACAAUACACAAAAUACUUUAGAAGGAAUGUCCCUGCAGAAGUAGUUUUGUCUCUUAGGAAAAUAACUAGCUUCAGAAUUGAAAUAACACGCCGCCACCCCCCCCCCCACCCCAUGUAUACCAUUCAUUUUGGAUAUUGAUCUGAGUGACUCCAAGAACAUUUCAUGUCUCUUGCAUGGCAAACUGUUUAGACACCCGUUACAGUGAUAUAGGUAACAUGAAUGAAGGGUAAUGAAUGGCAUUUGUGACAAACAAACGGGCAUGGAAGCCAUUGCAAUGCCAUUUUUCAAUCAAAAAUACUUCCUAGACAACACUUGUUACGGUCUUAGAGGCAAAGGCAUUGUGUUGUUGCAAAAGUGUAACGGUUUAUGUGAUGUAUAAUUCUAAGGAGAUAGUUUUUUGUGCUGUUUGGAUUCUGCUGAUAUGACUAGUGAGAGAGUGGCGAGGGGAGGCUGGCCUGAGGUUUUGAAAUUUGCAAGAGGGAUAUUCCAGCUGCAGUCUAAUCACACUUGCGUGGUUUCUCCCCCAAAGAAAUAGACUUUACCUCUGUGUAAUGUGCUUAGGCCAGCAAAGGGAGUCACAGGUAAAAAUUGACAAUGGCCAGUUGUUUAGUGCCAGUUCCAAAGGUCCAGGGCACCUGUGGUUCCUUCCUCCCUCUUUCCAGCCGGUGGCGGUGGUAGUGGCUUGUCUUGUGGCCAUGGCUCUGUUGUGUAUGGUGUGUUCUGUUGGCUGGAGACAGAUUUAAAGAAAGUCAGCAGGCAACCCUGGCUCUGUGCCACUGGAGACGUGGGAUAGACCCUGCAGUGACCGUAACUUGCCCCAGCAGUGCUCUCCCACUUACUGAGCAGGAGCGGCAUGCUGGCAUCUGUAAACAGCACUACACGUCCCGGGAAUUACUUACCACGGAUCAGUGCAUUAUUUUGUAUCCUGAUCAAAUUCCAAUGAUAGUAUUUUUGUUUUGGUAUAACAUGCCUUAAAAUAUUAUCAUUUGAUCCAAAGACCCGCCGUUCUUUAGCUGUUCUCGUAGAGUUCUGUAUUUUUCUGCAGACGGCAUUUUUACGUUUGUAUUGUAAAAUGUUGCAAAUCCUUCUGAAAAUGUGUUAAUUGCCCUUUUCCUUUCCACAAGAGUUAAUCAAGCCAUCAUCAGUCCUAAAAGCUUUUAAGGUAAGGAUUUUUUUUCUCCUUCCUGUAUCAGUAGCAGCUUUUGGAGACACAGUCUUCUGUCAGGACCAACAAUACAUUAGCUCCUCUUCCAUACACUCCAUUUCUAAAGAUGCCAUUUACUUUCUGCGGGCAAACUUACUGGUAUUUGCUUUUUUUACACAACAAAUGUUAUCUGUUUAGGUUGUUUUUCCCUCAGCUUGCGAUCAAAGCACUAACUGGACAGUAAUGGCAAAACUCUGUGACGAAGUACAUUUGGCAAGAAUUUUCAUAUGCAUUAUUCCUGUUGUCACAGUUCUUGAUCAGGGUUUCAAAUGAUUGCAAUGUGUUUUUGAGACUAGGCUUAACUUGACAAUUUGGAAUUUCCUAAGAGUUGAAUAAAGAUAUUUAACAGUUGAUUAUUGAGCUCAAUUGCAACUGAUAACUGAAAAAAAAAUGCAGCAAGUUUUAUAAGGGGUCAGUUGUUUAAAAUCACGCUGUUUCAAAAAGAAAUCAAAUUGUACAUAGAACUCAAUGCAAACUCAGCAGUUGUAUUUGGAGUUAAAUUAUUUUA